Molecule: messenger RNA, 1089 nt
Organism: Symbiodinium pilosum
Lineage: Eukaryota; Dinophyceae; Suessiales; Symbiodiniaceae
Source: the annotation of a GenBank genome assembly
GUUUGUAAGCUGUUGAGCAUCAUGGCUGCACUGGCACUCUGGGAUGACCUGCGGCAUGGCUUGAAGUGCUACACUGGCCCGCGAAAUCGAGUAGCAUGCUCCUUGGCUCGUGCUGCGGCUCCAACCCCGCAAACGCAGUUUCCAGUGACCAUGACGCAUGGUCUAGUGGACAUUGGAGCAAAUUUGUUAGAUCCUAUGUUCAAAGGAGUUUACCGAGAGAAAAGCCGACACCCAGCUGACCUUUCCGCUGUUCUCUUCCGUGCCCGCCAGGCUGGCGUCACCAGGAUCAUGGUCACAGCAGGUAGUCUGCAGGAAAGUCGGGAUGUACUUCAGCUCUGCCAGCAAAGUUUAAGUGAAGGGGAUUGGCCGCAGCUUUGUUGCACGGUGGGAGUACAUCCAACACGAUGCUCCGAGUUCGAUGAGUCGGGGAGUCCUGCCAAACACAUGCAUGAACUCCGUGACGCUGCACUGUCCGCAGGUUCGUUCUUGUGUGCCAUCGGUGAGUGUGGACUGGACUAUGAUCGUUUGGAGUUCUGUCCUCGUGAGGUGCAGAAGGAAUACUUCGAGAAACAGCUGAAAGAGCUGGCGAUUCCGAUGAGGAAACCACUAUUCCUGCAUUGUCGCACCAGUGAAGCUGCUGAGGAUUUGCUUGCUCUUCUGAGAAAACAUCAAAAGGAUCUCCCUCAAAACCCGGGUGUGGUUCACAGCUUUGAUGGCAGCUACGAAGAUGCCGCCAAGUUCAUAUCCCUGGGUUUUUUCAUCGGUUUAAACGGCUGCUCCCUGAAGACGGAAGAGAACUUGGCCAUGGUGAGAUCCCUGCCUGAUGAUUGCAUCCUUCUGGAGACUGAUGCCCCCUGGUGUGGCAUAAAAGCAUCCCAUGCUGGUCAUGAUUUUGUACGAAGUACAUGGGAUGAAGUGAAAAAGCCUGAGCGUUGGGAAGAAGGCAAGUGUGUCAAAGACAGAUGCGAGCCAUGUCAGAUGAGACAGGUUUUGGAGGUUGUUGCUGGCUGUCGCAGCAUGUCGCCGGAAGCCUUGGCCAAAGUCGUUUUACAGAACUCUAACAAGUUCAUGGGGACUACGGCUUCAUAG